AUACGCGAUGCUUUGCGUUUCAAGACUGGCAGGUAUGAGUUUUGUCUAACGGUGUGUGGAAGAUACGGAUGCGCAACGAGCAUCAGCACAUUUCCGAGAUGUUGCGCGUGUUUGCCGGUGUGUGUUUUCUCUCGGUUCUGCGCUUCUCGGUUGCGCUGGAUUUACCGGCGUUGAACUGCAGUCAGGUGAAGGACGCGUACACAUCUCUGGGUUACAGCUCUGCCGAUGUGCCAAGCGAGGAAAUACCAGGAGAUCAUCUGGUAGUGUGUGGUCCACAGAGGACCUGCUGUAAUACAGUAAUGGAGGAGAACUUCAGUAAUAGGAGCACACGAGACUUUGACAAGCUGAUAGAUGACACGAGUGAGGAUCUGAGGAACACAUUUAUGACCAGACAUAAAAGGUUUGAUGGUUUCUUCCUGGAUUUGCUUGAGAACACGGAGCAAUCUCUAAAUGAGAUGUUCAUACGUACAUACGGCAAACCCUACAUGCAGAACGCCGAGGUCUUUCAGAGUUUGUUCACAGAGCUGAAGCGAUACUACACAGGUGGCAACGUCAAUCUAGAAGAGAUGCUAAAUGAUUUCUGGACUCAUCUUCUGGAGCGCAUGUUCCAGUUACUUAAUUCCCAGUAUAUCAUCACUGAGGACUAUCUGGAGUGUAUCAGUAAGUACAUAGAAGAGCUCAAGCCCUUUGGAGACGUUCCCAAGAAGCUAAAGUAUCAGAUUACACGAGCAUUCGUCACAGCUCGUACCUUCGUUCAGGGCCUGAUGGUCGGCCGGGAAGUCGCUAACAGAGUUUCAAAGGUUACCAUGAGCUCCACGUGUAUCAACGGCUUCACUAAAAUGCUGUACUGUUCUUACUGUAAUGGCCUGUCGACAUUGAAGCCCUGUAAGAACUACUGUUUAAAUGUUAUGAAGGGCUGCCUGGCCAACCACGCUGAUCUGGACCCAGAAUGGAGCAAGUAUAUUGAUGCCAUGUUACUCGUGACAGAAAGACUAGAGGGACCUUUCAACAUCGAGUCGGUCAUGGAGCCAAUAGAUGUAAAGAUAUCAGAAGCGAUCAUGAAUAUGCAGGAGAACAGCAUGCAGCUCUCCUAUCAAGUUUUUCAAGGUUGUGGACAACCAAAGCCUUCAGGAAUGAGCAGAACUGCCCGCGGUGUCCCUGACACGUUCAGCGGACGCUUCAGCCCCUACAACCCUGAGGAACUUCCGACCACUUCUGCCGGUAGUCGCCUGGACCGCCUGGUGACUGACAUCAAGGAUAAACUAAAGCGUUUCAGGAAGUUUUGGUCUUGGAUUCCAGAAGCUGUUUGUCAGGAGGAGAAUGUGGCAUCAGUUGAUGAUGUUGACUGCUGGAACGGCUCUUAUAAGGGCAGAUACGUCCCCGAGGUGCUGAAAGAUGGACUGACUCAUCAGGUAAAUAAUCCAGAGGUCGGGGUUGACGUCACAAGACCGGACACUCUCAUACGACAGCAGAUCCUGGCUUUAAGAGUCAUGACCAACAAGCUCAAGAACGCAUAUGAUGGGAACGACAUCUUCUUUCGAGACUCAAAUGAUGACAGCAGUAGUUCAGGAAGCGGCAGCGGUUGCAGUGAGACGUGUGUCACAGAAUCAGACUCUUUCAUCACACAAGCUCCUCUUGAAGAUACAGAGAAACCUGAUGAAGCAUCUUCUGUCUCCAGCAUCCAGCCAUCGCUUCUGCUGCUCUUCACUGCUCUCCUCCUGAAUGAACACUUGAGAUAAGAUCUGCUGUAUACUUCAUACAGACUGAUACUCUUGUUUGCAGUGCUGGACCUCUGAUCUCAGUAAAUCUGAGGAUGUUCCUCCUGUAUGAAAAGGAGCACGUGCUUACAUAAGCAUUACAGAAGUAUUAUGCGUUGUCCUCUUAGUUUUGCAUAGUUCAAAUUCUCUCAGUGUUCAAAAGGGCGAUAAGAGUUUUAUAUCUAAUAGUAUGAAAGUUCAUGUUUUUGAUUUAGGUAAUUAACUGCAGCACAUUUAUGGAUCAUAUUUAGCAAAUAAUUAAGAUAAUUUUAUGCUCACACAUAUUUUCAUUCAGGCAUACCUUAAAAUGUAAUGAAUGCAGGUUUUAACCCAUCAUCAUCUUUUUAAAGUGAGAACCGUUAAAGGUUAAAUAAGUCAUUUUAGUCAAAUUGAACACACACUAUUUUAAUGUAACCUGUGGAUAAUUGCAAGAAUUAGCAGAUGCUCAGACAGUUUCUGUAUGAAGAUGAGAAAAUAACUAAUAACUAACUCAUUUUGGUAUCCUCAUAUAAAUGUAUACUUGAAAGCUCAUGCAGUAUUUGGUUUAAUGAUUCUGAAGCAUCUGAUUAUACUGUUGAAAAGACAUUAUUGACUGGAUUUUAUUAAGCGUUUCAGUGAGAUAUUCUUCAAUAAUUCAAAUUAUGUGAAUUCAGUUUGCAUUUAUAGAUUUCCUUCACACAUAAUUGUUUUAUAACUAUACAGCGUGGAAAUAAGUAUUUGACACAUCAGAAUUUUUAUCAUUAAGAGAUUUCUAAGUGGGCUAUUGACACAAAAUUUCCACCAGAUGUAGCCAUCAAGCCAAAUAUUGAAUUCAUACAAAGAAAUCAGAACAUUUAAGUAUACAAGUUGAGUCAUGAAUCAGAAUUCAUUUCAUUGCCACUAGAAGAUGUUUUAACUGGUGUCUCAUGACGUAAAGCACUUCUGGACUGUUUACUCUUAAAAAUAAAGGUGCUUCACAGCGAUGCCAUAUACGAAAUAUUUUUGGUUCCUCAAAAACAUCCAGUUAAAGAAAAGUGAUAUGUAAUGAAUUAUUAUUAUUAUUAUCUAAAGAAACGUUUUCACUACAGAGAACCUUUUUAGAAACGUAAAGCUUCUUCGGAUGUUAAAGGUUCUUUAUUAAACCAUUCAGCCAAAAAUGGUUCUUUUAUGACAUCAUGAAGCAUCUUUAUUUUUUAAGAUACACUCUAAAAAACGAUUCAUUGGCUGAACAACCAUUACUUAUUAAAGUAAUUAGAUUAAACAUGAAAAACUUAGUAUUUCUAACUUUUCAAUAUUCAUAUUUAGUAUGUGUAACACACAAAAAUUUAAGUUACCAGGUGAACUUAAAUGUAUGCAAAAAUAAAAUGAAAAAAACAUAAGUAAUGCCAACUACUAUAACAAUUGCGUCAAAAUAAAGUAAAUCUAGCAUACCAUUUUUAAGUAACUAUAGAGCCACGUGAUAUGCAAAUUUCCCAUGAUGCCUUUUCAGCCAAAAAUUCUGACAUCUGUCGUAACCAUUUUGUGAAGCACAUGCACAGUAAACAAAGAACUUAACGUUUUUUGUUGAAGGGCAUCAAUUCAUUAUUUUGUGUUCACUGAAUGAAAUAAUUCUAAAAAGUAUGUGUUAGAUUUACUUAAAAUAUACAUGCACCAUUUUUGCAUCAUACUUUUUAAGUAAUCCCAACUUGGACAAUUUUAUUUAAAAUUAUCAAGAAAACCUCUGUUUUAUGUACUUAAAUUUUUAAGUAAAGAAUGUUACAUGAACUCAAGUAUUUAAGUUCAUAAAACACAUAUUUUCUUGUUAAUUUUAGGUAAAAUUAUUCCAAGUUGGGAUUACUUAAAAAGUGUGAUGCAAAAAAUUGUGCAUAUAUAUUUUAAGUAAAUCCAACACAUCAUUUUUAGAGUGUAUUUUUGGCACUUUAAUAUAUAAAAACCUGCUCAAAACAUUUAUGGACAUUACACAGGUAUCACAUUCAGAAACACCUCUUUAAAAAUCCAAAGACUCCCCCCCCACACACACACACAAGUUACAAACCGGUACAAAUCCGAAUGAACCAAAAUAUCAAACAUGAAAUGUAAUUUCUUUUUUGCUUGUGAAGUUGAAAGUGCUUAAUAAUGUAAUCUGUUUUUCAGAUGUUAUAUUUUAGCAUAUUUUUGUAUAAAUAUGCGUAAUAUAUGAGGAACAAUUGCACAGUUAGUCUUUAAUCUACACAAGCACUUAUGCUGUUUGUGUAAAAGUUUCUUGUACGUUAUGUUGAUGGAUGAUUGUGAUGUCAUUCCAUGGGAAGAAUUAUAGACUUUAUGAACUUGUUCAAUAUGAUUUCUACAUAACUGGACUGAUGUUAAUACUUUGGUAUUCAGGGUUCAUUAGUAAUCAUUUUUAAUAUACAGUGAUUUUAAAAUAAACAUUAUUGAUCAUUA
This is a messenger RNA of Misgurnus anguillicaudatus (oriental weatherfish), 4157 nucleotides long. It is a transcript of the gene gpc6b, whose product is annotated as glypican 6b. Lineage: Eukaryota; Metazoa; Chordata; Actinopteri; Cypriniformes; Cobitidae. The record is from RefSeq and is a predicted model, not a curated record. Gene Ontology annotation, biological process: regulation of protein localization to membrane; cell migration; regulation of signal transduction. Gene Ontology annotation, cellular component: extracellular region; synapse; cell surface.